GUUAUUUAAUUACCAUCUGAGUAAUCACAUGGACUCUUAAAUUAAUUUUAAGAUUUAACCACAAAAUAAAAAUAAUUUUUGUUUACUCCAUAAAAUUGAUGAAUGAAAAAAUCAUUUAUCACAAAUUUCUGAUUCACAUAAAGGAGGAAGGUUAAGGCCAGAGUUUUUACAAAAAGUUUUGACUCGAUAAUUAUUUAUAAAAAAACAUAAAUCCCGAGUAAUAGUUUAGAAAAAAUAUAAUGUACAACUUCACAAGAGCGUGUGUUCAAAGAACCUUCAGAGAAUUUAUACGUCAAGACAAGCGUUUGAAAGGACAUAGUAAAUGGGCGAAUAUUCAGCACACAAAAGCUGAAAAAGAUGCUGAAAAAUCAGCACAGUCUUUAGCUUUUGCAAGACGUAUCAAAGUAGCUGUGGCUGAGAAUAAUAAUGUGACGAAGCCAAGUGAGAACCCAAAGCUUGCAAGUAUAAUUGACGAAGCUAGAAAGAAAAAUAUACCACAAGGAACGAUAAAUGGAAUAUUAGAAAAACUAGAGAAAUCAAAACUCAAAACUCAAACAGAACUGUUAGAUUUCCGCGGCCCUGGAGGCGCGACAUUUAUUGUAAGAUUAUUAUCCGGCAAUCUUAUUGCCACUAAAAACUCAUUGAAUACCGUGCUCAGAAAAAACAAGUGCACUUUAUCGGAUGGGAAAACUAAGGGAACUUUGUUUGAUCACUUUGGAUGCAUUAUUACAGAACAUAAAAAUAAUUUAGAUGCCGCUACUGAGGACGCUAUUGCUGUUGGGGCUGAGGAUGUUGAAGAAAUUGAAGAUAAUGGAAAAUUCUAUCGGUUCACAUGCGAUCCACUACGAGUACCAAAAGUUAAAAAUCAAUUAGAAUCAUUGAAUUACUCGGUACUGACAGCUGACGAAGAGUUCAUACCAAAAGCGACAAUUCAAUUGUCUGAUGAUGAUUUGAAACGAGUUGACACUCUCUUUGUAAAACUCAAAGUUCUCGAAGAAGUUGUUUCGAUUAACCACAAUAUUGACCUUCCUGAUGACGACGGAGAAGAAGAAGUAGUCAAAAAAAAGAAAAGUCGAUAAUUCAAAUUAAAUAUUAAUUAAAUAAUUAUAAUAUGUAAUUGUUAUUUUUAAAAUUUAUUAAUAAAUAUUCAUUAUUAUA
Messenger RNA from Microplitis mediator, 1158 nucleotides. RefSeq names its product translational activator of cytochrome c oxidase 1. The record is from RefSeq and is a predicted model, not a curated record. The coding region runs from base 240 to 1079 and encodes 279 amino acids. The transcript has 4 exons. Gene Ontology annotation, cellular component: mitochondrion. Lineage: Eukaryota; Metazoa; Arthropoda; Insecta; Hymenoptera; Braconidae.